UCUGCUUCCCUUUCCAGGCCUUGAUUGUCCAGCAUGAUUACCAAGUUGUUCCACGAGACCAGAGUUUUGCUUGGCGAGGCGAGGCACAGCGCCCUCUCGCACGGAGCGCCGUCGUCAACUCACGGUAGUCAAAGCAGACGAUAGCAAGGCACUUGUGUGUGUUGUGUUCAGCCGGCGGAGAUCAUGGCGACGGGGUCCGCCGGAGCCGCCGGGCAAUCAGGAAGCAGUAACACCGGCGUAGGAGAGAAAUGUGGUUCAGACCCCGCAACAGAAGACUCAUCGGAAAGCGACGGAGACGCAGAGCCCGCAAAACCAUUCCACAGAAGGGUUUCCACGUCGAAAGCCAUCAAAAACGGGGUGUGCAUCAAAGAGGGAAUGCUCACGAAACAGACAAGCUCAUUCCAGAGGUGGAAGAAGAGGUACUUUCGACUCAAGCCACGGAAACUUUACUAUGCAAAAGAUAGCAAGUCUGUGAUUUUCGAAGAAAUUGAUCUCACCGAGCUCAGUGUGGCUGAAUGUAGUACAAAAAAUGCUAAUCACAGUUUUCAAAUCAUCACGCCAUUUCGACGACUCAUUUUAUGCGCCGAGACGAGAAAAGAAAUGGAAGAAUGGAUCUCAGCUCUUAAAAGUGUUACCAACAAAGACUUUUACGAGGGAACGGAGCACCACGACUUCUUGUCGGGUCAGCACAACUGGUACGUGACGUCUCAUGCCAGGCCGACGUACUGCAAUGUCUGCAAAGAAGCGCUCUCGGGUGUCACAUCACAUGGCCUUUCCUGUGAAGUAUGCAAAUUCAAAGCGCACAAGAAGUGUGCUGUCAAAUCGCCUAACAACUGCAAAUGGACAACACUAGCAUCUGUGGGGAAGGACAUAAUUGAAGACGAAGAUGGGGUGAUAACGAUGCCACAUCAGUGGAUGGAGGGGAAUCUCCCAGUCAGUGCCAAAUGUAGUGUCUGUGACAAGACUUGUGGAAGUGUCCUUCGGCUGCAGGAUUGGCGCUGUUUGUGGUGCAGAGCGAUGGCACACACGCCAUGCAAGCAGCAACAUCCUGUGCGCUGCCCACUAGGUUCAUGCCGCUCAUCCAUCGUGCCCCCUACGGCCCUUCACAGCACAGGGGGCACAGAUGAUGCGUGGGAACCUGUCCGCCUGCCGGGUGGCUGUACGCCCCUCUUGGUGUUUGUCAACUCGAAAUCGGGCGACAACCAAGGGGUGCGCUUCAUUCGUCGCUUCAAGCAGCUCCUGAAUCCAGCUCAGGUGUUUGACCUCAUGAACGGUGGCCCUGGGCUAGGGUUGCGAAUGUUUCGUGGGUUCUCUCCCCUGCGGGUUCUCGUCUGUGCGGGAGAUGGCAGUGUGAGCUGGGUACUGAGUGAGAUGGACAGAUUGCGGCUCCACGGACAGUGUCAGACGGGGGUCCUACCUCUGGGUACAGGGAAUGAUCUGGCCAGGGUUCUAGGGUGGGGCUCUGUCUGCGACGACGAUGCCCAGCUGCCUCAACUCCUCGACAAGUACGGACGUGCUUCCGCAAGGCUGCUGGAUCGGUGGAGCAUCAUGACAUACGAAGGGACCAUGCCAUUACCAAGAAAACUUUCAGCCCCAUACGACCAAAUAUCUGUGUACGAGGACUCCGUUGUCACACACUUGUCCAAAAUAUUGCAUUCCGACAAACAUUCGGUUGUCAUUUCUUCAGCCAAAGUCCUGUGUGAAACCGUGAAAGACUUCAUAGCCAAAGUGGGAGCAGCAGCAGACUCAAAUGGCAAUGUCGAUGACAAGGACUCCAUAUCUCAUAAGUGCAAAGUACUUAACGAGAAGCUGGACUCUUUGCUGAAGACAUUGCAAGCGGAAUCCUUAGCUGUGCAGAGCAACAUGGAGACUAAGGAGAAGAUACUAGAAGAAGAGGAAGAGAAAGAAGCACAAGAAAGCGAGAGAGGAGAUGGCGCGGAAGAAAUGAACAAAGACUCAGGAACUGAGAAACAAUAUUUGAGUACUCCGUGCAAGAAAUCUCAAAAGACUUUUAUUCAGAGAGAAGCCCUGAUGCUGCGAGCCAACAGCCUCAAGAAGGCUGUAAGGCAAAUUAUCGAACAUACAGAAAGAGCUGUGGAUGAACAGAAUGCGCAGACAGAAGUGCGUGAAGCAGACGCGGAACAAAAGAGCCAUCAACAAUACUCACCGCGGAAAGAAACCUCCCACCGGACCUACCUGGGGAAUGAUCCGCUCAUCGAAGAGACACAAGUUCAGGAGGAAAGACCCGAUGUUCCAGUGCUGACGACAACAUUCCAUGAUGAUUCCAGUGCGGAUGAUGUUGCACCUUCAUCUUCAUCAUCGUCAUCAGCUGGGGCUCCCUGCUGGGAUCCCUGGGGCAUUGCCAUGGGGCAGAGUGUUGGGGCAUCGCUCAAGGACACAUUACAGGUUACACUGCCGACGAUCGAAGGGGGUCGUAGUACGGACAGCUCUCCGUGCCCGUCGCCUCGGUCACUGACGUUGACCCCAACGCUGUCUGCCUCUCCCUGUAGCCCUUCUCCUAUCUCUAUGGAAGAACAAAUAUCUCACCCGUCGUCAUCUCCCCUUCAUAAUCACCCAGCCCAGCAUCCCACCACCCUUGCACUCACCUCAUCGAAUGCAGAGGAACAGUCUUCUGGUGGCAAGGAACAUCCAGCAUCUCCGACGGCCUCUCGUCGAAUCAGCAGUGGGUCGACGCUAAAGCACAUUGGCAACAUAGGCCUUCAACUGGGCUCUGGAACGGGCAUCCCACUGCUGGCCCCCGGGGUGGUGACUGGUGGCAGGAUGCGUGACCGGAGUCCCGAUGAAGGAGGAGGAGGAGGAGGAGGAGGUACCACGGUGGGUACCAGGCGCAAGAGCUUUCCCAUCAUCAACCCCCUGGCAUCACUGCCCAUGUGGCCAAAUCUCAAUAGGGAGAGCCUGGUUGGUAAAGUGCUGCUGGCCAACGCAGAUGCCCUGUGUGCUGCUGCGUCACCACUGAUGGAUGUGGAGACCGUGUCGCUGGAUGACUUUGAUGAAAAGUGUGUCAUGAAUAACUACUUUGGCAUUGGACUGGAUGCCAAAAUCACCUUGGAAUUCCACAAUAAGCGGGAAGAACAUCCUGAGAAGUGCAGGUCUCGCACAAAAAACCUGAUGUGGUAUGGAGUCCUUGGCGGGAAGGAGCUCCUACAGCGUACCUACAAAAAUCUGGAGCAGCGGGUUCAACUGGAAUGCGACGGCCAUCGUAUUGCACUGCCCUCUCUUCAAGGAAUUGUUGUGUUAAACAUUCCAAGUUACGGUGGCGGCUCCAAUUUCUGGGGAGGUUCCAAAGAAGACGAUGUCUUUUAUGCUCCGGCCAUUGACGACAAGAUCCUGGAAGUGGUUGCUGUCUUUGGCACCGUACAAAUGGCAGCGUCGCGUGUCAUCAACCUUCAGCACCAUCGCAUUGCUCAGUGCCGUUCCGUGCGCAUCACCAUCACUGGGGACGAGGGUGUUCCAGUGCAGGUCGACGGCGAGGCUUGGGUUCAACCUCCAGGCUGCAUUUGCAUUGUCCACAAGAACCGCACACAGAUCCUUUGUCGCAACAGGCAAUAUGAGUCGACGGUAAAGCAGUGGCAAGAGCGGCAACGACACCUCGCCCCCAGGCAGCCCAGAGGGUCCCUGACAGAGGAUGAAGCCCAGCAGCUGACCAACUUUGUUGAGGCUACUGCCUCACUUGUCAGAGCCAUCAAGGUGUCAUCCAUCUCGCAUCCGACGUUGGAACAGGAAUUAUUCCCCGCAGCAUCACAGGCAUCGUCAGUGAUCGACCGCCUGUUCCCAGGUGGCCGGAUGCUUGAAGGGCCUCACGUACGACACCAAAUCAACGACCUGGUGGCAACUGUCCGGCAACUCUUCCAGGAUACCAAAGUCUUCAUCGCAGAAAAGCUGGACGAAGCUAAACUGCGACCGGAUCUCGAGGACAAGCUCCUCUCCACAGCAUCCACUCUGGAGGAGGAACUAAAGAAGUGCUUUGACCUCCAGGGCACGGUUCACUUUCUUACGGGUGAAGAUGAGCAGCAACAAGAACAAAAGGGACUGAAAGGAAUAUUCAAGCUCAAGUUUAUGCGCAAAUCGACGUCGUCGAGCCCUGCGUCUCAACCGCCACCGCUGAAGACCGAACACUCCUUGUCCAUUAGCAGUGGAACUGCGGAAGAAGGAGGAGGAGCUGGACUCAGCCCUUCCCUUCAGAACCUCGACUCCUCACCUUGCAAAGGUUCACACUGUGGGACGCCCACAGAUUCGCCGCAAAAGAAGAUUUCUUGCGCGGAGGAGGAGGUUCAUCAUUGGUCCGCGGAAGAGGUCGGAAUGUGGCUGGCCAAGAUGCAGCUCAAGGAAUACCAGGAGAACUUUAUGCAGCACGACAUCCAAGGGGCAGAGUUGCUGAGCCUCGAAAGGCGAGAUCUCAAGGAACUUGGUGUCACGAAGGUGGGCCACAUCAAGCGGAUCUUGCAGGGAGUUGCCAACAUCAAGUCUGCAACGUCCAUCACAAAGAAAUGAGUCUCUUUGCUAGUUACUUGAAAAACCACCAGAUCUCGUUCAGUAUCUUGUGCGCAUUCCUUGGUACCGCGAGCCCGCAGCACGAUCUACGACUUGUUGAGCAAGGAGCGGAUAUGGCUCGAACUUCAGCAUGGCGAAAUCCGUCAAAAAAAUCCGUAAAGAGAAACGCCGUAGCCCCUUUUUAACGGAUACGAAUGCAUGUAGCCACAUUAGCUGUCCCGUUAUAGUGGUCCACUUACAAGUCUGUAGUGUUUGACAAUCCAUCAUCCUUCCUUUGACGUUCCUACGGCACUUUUUACGUAGAGUUCACCCAGUUUUCCUAUGCAUUCCACGACUGAUAUAGUAUAAGUAGCAAUAUUUUGAUGGGACAACAGUAUGUCGUCGACUUAUACAGCACUCGCUUUGGCUCGUAGUCCGUUAGAUAGUCUCGGAGAUCACCGUCUCCCGCGGUUUCCACAAACUUUUUGGAGUCUGGACACCCACCCUGUGAUAGUUCUUUUUCACACCCUUUAAUGUGCACAUGCAUCUUAAAGGGGCAUUAAAGUGUGAAAAUUUCUUUCUUAAGGAAUGAAAGAUGAUGUUGCCUUGACACAAACUUAAAAGGAACAGAAUUUAGUGCCCCUUUAAGUGCAGCUAUAGUGCAUUCACAUUCUCCACUGUGUGCUUCAAAGCUCUGAUGCAAAUGCAGCGCGCUCACUGUUCUUUGUCUUUCUGACUGCAAUAUUACCGUGCUUCUUAAUACCGCUAGCACGCAGAGCCCAAAUCAUUGCUGCAUCGUAGGAACGUACGACUUUUGUAAUGCUAGUACUCGCGGCAACCACUAUACUGGGUGCGUCACGUAAGACUGACCAGAAUUUUAUUAAAUUUGCGAUUAUUUUUUUUUUCCACAAAAGUCGUUGAAUGUACCUAUUCCCGAUGGGGCCUACUCGAAGGUGGUGGUGUAUCGGUAAUUAGUGCAGCCGUUAACUAACUUUCAUAAUUCAUCUUCAUAAUUUGUGAAAGUAGGUUGACUGCGUAAUUGCAAAGUUGUAGCGCACAGCGUGAGGAGUCUACCCCGCAAGAAUGGAAACUGCAGCACUUUUCUGUGCUGUAGUAAAAAAUAUGCAAAAAUGCAAUAUCUUCGAGCGCCGCGCAGCUUUUGCUGCCACUUUCUCCUCUCCCCACCUCAGUGUCACCCUUUCUCAACUGACAUCAGGCUGUCCCUCAAAGCAUGGAACCACCCCACUUUGUGCCCAGGAGUGAGAGUGAAGGGGAAUAGCGAUGCCGUUUCUGGAGCCAACGUUAUCACCAAAAUGCCGCCUUUGAUUUUGUUCACACCAUUAUAUGGUUUAAUCUGCUCAACCCCCCCCUCCCCCUUGCAAGACACAGUUCACGAUUUCAUCUGAUAAAUGUCACGCAAUAAAAUUGCCAGUCCAUAUCUGCCAAAAACCAUGCAGAUAACAAAAAUAAAAUCACUGAUUCCGCUGCUCAAUAAGUGUGUAAAAUCUAACAGGUUUUAACAAAACAAAAAUAACUGUAUCGGCCAGAACGCUAGGAAGCAGGCGUGCCCCCAUGUUUUGAGGAACAGCCUGAUGUCAGUUGAGAAAGGGUGACAGCGAGAGAGCGAUAGGAAAAUGCGGUCGCAGAACUUGUGCAACGCUCAAAAAUAUGGUGCAUUUUCGCGUAUUUUUUACUAGGGCAGAGAAAAGUGCUGCGGUUUCGAUUCUAGCAGACUAGAUUCCUCAGGGUUGUUCUCUACAACUCUGCAAUUGUGCCGUCAACCUACUUCCAGUAAUUAUGGAGAUCAAUUAUGAAAGUUUGUUGACGGCUGCACUAAUUACUGAUGCAGCACCACCUUUGGGUAGGCCCCAUCGGGAAUAGAUAUAUAUUCAACGACUUUUCCGAAAGAAAGACACAUCGCGAAUUUAAUAAAAUUCUGGUCAGUCUUGCAUGACACGCCCUGUAUAAUACUAUAUAGUGACUAUAGCAGCAACAAUACUCUGAGUAGUUGUAGUAGUUAUUGCUACGUGGCCCUGUUACAUAUUAGUUGAAUCUUUCUCCAGUUCACUGAUCCCCCAAAAAAUGCAUUCCACCUGGAAAGUGCCAUGCACAAAAAUUGAUUGAAUAGCUCAACGUGAAUGCAGAGUGAAUGAUUCAGCCAAUUCAUGCUGAAAUUUAAUAUACCUUCAUGAGGAUGAUAUUCCUGUCGUUAGUGAGGGAGUACAGAGGCAUCUUAUGUCUUGUGUACAGUACAAGCUGAGGGUUCCUAUGAAACUCAUAUCAUCUCACAUGCAGGUUGCCACAUUUUGAAUAAAUACCUCACUGUAGUAGUAUUGGCCCCGUAAAACGUUUAGCCCGCAAAAGAGACACUGUCACGUAGGGUCUCAGCACCAGUACGACAAACUGGCAGAUGUUGACACUGUCAUCCGGAAUUAUUUACUUGCCAUGUUAUGUUUGUUCUAAGCAGAAGAAUCUGAGAGUCAUUUGUGUCUCAGGUUUAAACCUGGUAGAACCAGUUUCUACCAUUAAAAACGAUAAAAGCCCCGUGCAGGGACUACACUAAGAGAAGACGCAGACAAUUCUUAACUUUACUGUUCAGUUUUUACUACCGCUCUGAGCAAAAACCAGACAUGCCAAGGCACAAAUUCAGCCACCUGUACAGACGGCGGGUGAACUUCAAACACUUUGCUCUCGGUGCUGCCUGUCACCAUCUCUCAUAUGAUUUUCUUUUCCACAUGAAAAUCUUCUCUUUCACACAACAUCGUCAGGUUUUGCCCCCGGUUUUACAGCCUCAAACAUAAAAUCAAACUUUUACGAUUUGCAAAAAAAAAAAAAAGAUUGAUGAAAACCUGAAAACACAAAUAUCUGUUCAUAGGUGACUGCCCACAUGAUCGUGUCCCCGUGUAACAGGCGUCAUUGUAGACAGGGAAGUGCAUGAUUCAUGUAUCCAGUCUGGCCACAUUUUUUAACGUGGGUUGAGUUUCCAAAGAUUAAGUACAAAUUCGUUUUAGCUGCUUAUGUCGAUAAUGGGAGAUACCACAUCCUAUGUGGUAUGUGAGGCAUUAUGUGUGGUAUGUGUGGUAUUAUGUGAGGCACUACUGCCUAUAGAGAAUGUUGUGCCCGUCUUACCUGCGACCCUUAAGUGGAAAGCGAGCCGUACAGUGUUGUGAAAGCGACUGUCACAAAGUGCGUUGGGAAGAAACACCCGGAGACAUUAUUUGGGGACCACCCCCAAGCACUUUGUGGUUUGAACUUUAAAUUGGACCAGAAGUUGCACUGUAGACAAUGUAUACUUGCACUGUUAACAAUGUUCCUCAUGCGCUGUCAUCACAGGGCAGUUCCGACCCCCGAAGUAAGGGCCAAUUAUGUUUGGUUAACAGAUUGCCAUGUGUGAAACUGAUCUCUCUGGUAUUGGUGCAUUUAUCUCCCCUGGCAUUACUCUACUCGCUACACAAAUAAUAUUGUAUUUGCUCUCAUAACUUAUACGUGCCCACUUGGGUUCCACCGAGUGUUUGUGUUUUUCCCCACCCCCCACUUAUUUUACACACCAACUUUAGCGAGAGCCAGUUUUUUUCAUCACGUAAUUAACGCAGCCCCUCUAUGGUGCUAUGUCCUCGGGCAAAAAGGUGUGUUAGCUACGCUAGUAAAUAUGGUAAUACGUACUCGCUGGAGUACCGCAACACUUCUUUUGACUAGCCGGUGGGAUAGGUUCCCCCCCUCAUGGAGUAUAAUCCAGGAUACCGAAGAUGCUUCAUUUUGACGUACAAAGCUGUAUGGCAUUUAGUAAGCGAGCAUAUAACAUGCACAUGUGCUGGCAUUCCAAACUACCGUAGCAUUAGGAACGUGUGAAGUGCCUUCUUUGGAAUUCGGUGCUUGGCUUGCUUUGUAUGUUGCAACAACAUACCAACAUAAACACUUUCUGGGAUAUACUUUUUUUUUCUCCCUCUCCUUUGUUUUAGUUGAUUGUGUUCCUGAUAUUGUAGAACCAGUCCAACACUUCACUUCUUUUCUUUUUCUUCAAAACCUUGUCUUCUGUAUGUUUCUAUGUGUAUGUUAUAAUUGCGUUUCUACUAAUGCUGAAUUACGAUUUAAAGCCUUCGGGAGCAAAGCCUCUGCGACAGUUAGUGCUAAGAUGCUAUAUGUCACAUAACCUGUCGCUUCGAUACAUCUUGUUUACGUUUACCUUUCACGAAUUCCACUGGGAUGACAGCACAUUACACUUUGAAAGCUCUUCAUAGCUUUGAAUCAUUUUGAAUGCCUAUGCACAUAUGUAUAAUAUCUCAUCAUACCUUAUGUAUAAAACUCAAUUCACGUCACAUUUAUAUUCCUGGUGCUCAUAAACGUGGGCACAAUUUACAUUUAGAUGAUCCUAUGAGUUCUACCCGAUUAAUCCUAUGCAAACCACCGCACCUUUGGUAUAUGAGCCCUGAAAAAAAAAAGAAACUGCAGUCCUUCUCCAAGGGUUAUUAAAUGUGUGUUUUUUUUCCAAUAGUAGUUGAAUUUCAACACAGCUCGGAACCUUGCAGAUUGACAUUGCGUGCCAAAUCUCUUUCUCUCCCUCUUUCGCUGUGCGAGCUGGCCUUCACGUUUUUGCCUCUUCCGCAGAGGCCAUUUCACUUGACUUUCAAGAAGAACAAAAUGUGUGCUUACUUUUCCUUCCUUGUGUCUAACACAGACCAUAGAAACUGUUACCCUUUCUGACUUUCGACAGCUCACCAUUAACAACCUUUAUGCAAACGAACCUGCACCUUGACCAGAUCACGUACAAGACUAAACGCAUGUCAUAAUUCCACUUUGAAAUGCAAGUUGUAGGUUGGAUACUCUUAGAAACGUGCUUUUGCGCAGACAAGGGUGAUGGCAAUACUGCUGUCUAGUAGUACACAUCAUGAGGCUUCAUGAGCCGUUUAAUUUACGUAUGGCAGUUUGUGUGCUCGAAUAGCCAUUUUUAAAGCUCUCCUGUGCUUAUGAAGUUGGGGGCGACACUGUGGUGGGAUGCUCAUAAACCCCACUUUGCUUUAUCUGUUAACAAGUAGCAGAGUUGUUCAGAUGUGGCCUUUAACAGCAGAGAGUGGCUGGCAAAAGAUAAAGAUCAGGAACCAUGCCUACGUGUACAUCGUAUAAGUGUACUCGGUUAAUACCUGCUUGGUCAUCAUUGCAGUAGUGUGUGAAAAAGGUAUCGAAAGAACAUGCUUGGUGCCCACCGAACUACUGAUACGCGAAUGCCUAAUCAUAAUAUUAAUUUGUGCUUGAGAAUGACCACUUGCCGAACUUUGUGGAAGCUGGCACGGACUCUUGGAAUCCUCAGACUGUGAGCCACCGACAUUUCAAACAGGAAACUCUUCCACUGCCGGGCCCAGCAGAGCGGCAGCCUCGUGUUCUAAAUGUCGACGGCUCCCGAUCUUAAGUCUCUCCCAUCCACGCAAGCCAAUUAAUGACAUUGACGGUAAUUGAUAUGCAGAAUGCCAGACAACCCUUGCUGUGGGUAAAACAAAUUAAUUAAUAUAGGCAUGGCCAACGUUACCGUAUUAUCCUCGUUGCCCCGUAGGUGUACGUGCACAAUUUCACAUCACUUCAUGUAAUGUCAUCGAUCCAUAUACCUGCAAUCUCAUAUGUUGUCUACCAGCAUUCUGGCUGGAGGCCUCCUGCUGGCAGGAAGCCGUACCACGAGAGUAUAAUCUCAGCGUUUUGUGUACACGCAUGUCUCGAGAUAGACGUGUCGAGCACACGUUCCCAACACUUGGACCACCCACCGUUUUCGAACUGUUCCGCACGUUGUUCUGUCUCUGCGUAUGUUGCACAUGUGAAAACCCUCUACAGUUUUCACGUGCCACCAAAGAGUGUGCCCUUCUCUUUUGCGAGGUGUAUAGUCAGUACUUAUUUUUCGCAGAAAAGUUUGACAGCGAGCAUAUCUUUCUCACCUGCUUCGUGGACCUGCAGUUCUGCUUUUACCACUGCAGGAGGCUCCCAUUUUUUGUAAUGUACAAGCACUUUCAAAAUGCACUUCCCCUGCUGGACAUAAUUGUCUUACGCGAUGGGCCUCCAGAACAAAGCCACAGCAAACAUAGUCUGCACAGCAGGGAGAAUGUGUGUGUGUCGCAUGUUUAUACUGGCUAACUCGGCGUGAACCAGUUUUACAGUAAAGGGUCUUUUUCCCCUGAACAUUUUCAUACUGUUCCUCGACGACAUGGAUAUAGCAAAUUACUCCCGUGAAAGAGAAUGUAAAUACGGACCACCGUGCCUGCAAAGAAAGGAGUAAAAACAUUAUUGCCUUUUGCACGCAGAAUGUCGUUCACUUCAAACUGGUGGUACACUGCAUUGAACAGUGUUUGUCUUGCAGCGUUUAGACCGAAAUGAGUUGAUGUAGCACAUUUUUGUGUGCACCGUUAUGGCCGGAUCACAGAGACAGCAGCAGCACAUACGUUAUGUCAUACUUUGGCACGUUUUGCACAUCAAUUGUAUACUGUGACCUUUGAGAAAUUUAUAUACAUGUAUAUGAAUGUAUGUAUGUAUGUAUAUAUAUUUACAAAUUGGCUUUUACUUCUGAGUGGCAAUAAAGAAUGUGCUUGAAUUGAA
Molecule: messenger RNA, 11064 nt
Organism: Ornithodoros turicata
Lineage: Eukaryota; Metazoa; Arthropoda; Arachnida; Ixodida; Argasidae
Product: diacylglycerol kinase eta-like
Exons: 30
Coding region: 184-4512 (1442 amino acids)
Biological process (GO): lipid phosphorylation; diacylglycerol metabolic process; intracellular signal transduction
Molecular function (GO): protein binding; ATP-dependent diacylglycerol kinase activity
Source: RefSeq, a predicted model, not a curated record